CGGCGGGCGCGGAGCUCUCGGGCCUUGGCAGCCGCGUUGCCCGGGAGCGUCAUGGCCGCGGCCGCGUGGAUGCCCACGGUUUCUCGAUUGCUAGGUGCUUUCAAAAGCCAAAAAAAGGUGACCAGAAGUUUUGGUAAUGCUGUACAAACAGUAACUUUAAUCCCAGGAGAUGGCAUAGGACCCGAGAUUUCUGCUGCUGUCAUGAAGAUCUUUGAUGCUGCCAAAGCACCUAUUCAGUGGGAAGAGAGGAAUGUUACGGCUAUCCAAGGACCAGGAGGAAAGUGGAUGAUACCCCCAGAAGCCAAAGAAUCCAUGGAUAAAAACAAAAUGGGAUUAAAAGGGCCUCUGAAGACCCCAAUCGCUGCAGGGCACCCAUCCAUGAAUCUGCUGCUGCGUAAAACCUUCGACCUCUACGCCAACGUGCGUCCGUGCGUGUCCAUCGAGGGCUACAAGACGCCCUACACGGACGUGAACAUCGUCACCAUCCGCGAGAACACCGAGGGCGAGUACAGCGGCAUCGAGCACGUGAUUGUUGAUGGGGUUGUGCAGAGCAUCAAGCUGAUCACAGAGGAAGCCAGCAAGCGCAUUGCAGAGUUUGCUUUUGAGUAUGCCAGAAACAAUCAGAGAAGCCACGUGACUGCUGUGCACAAGGCAAAUAUCAUGAGAAUGUCUGAUGGGCUUUUCUUGAGAAAAUGCAGGGAGGCAGCAGAAAACUGUAAAGAUAUUAAAUUUAAUGAAAUGUAUCUGGAUACUGUAUGUCUGAAUAUGGUUCAAGAUCCAUCUCAAUUUGAUGUGCUUGUUAUGCCAAACUUGUACGGUGACAUCCUCAGUGACUUGUGUGCUGGACUCAUUGGGGGUCUUGGAGUAACACCCAGCGGAAACAUUGGUGCCAACGGCGUGGCCAUUUUUGAAUCCGUCCAUGGAACGGCACCAGACAUUGCAGGAAAAGACAUGGCAAAUCCAACUGCCCUCCUUCUGAGUGCUGUGAUGAUGCUGCGCCACAUGGGAAUGCACAAACAUGCCUCCAAGAUUGAGUCAGCUUGCUUCGAUACAAUUAAAGAUGGAAAGGUCUUGACAAAAGACUUGGGAGGCAAUGCCAAGUGCUCGGAAUUCACAGAUGAGAUCUGCCGCCGAGUACAGGACAAAGACUAAACCUCCUGCUGCUGCUGAGGACUCUGGAAGGACAUGUCACAGAGUACAAAUAUAUGUAACCUGAUAUCCACAUGCAUAGAGUUUGCUUAUCUCUUGAGAGCAAACUUUUUAGCUGAGGCCUCUCCAUUAAUAAAUCUAGUCCAAAUGGCUACAAA
Melospiza georgiana is the source of this 1307-nucleotide messenger RNA. It is a transcript of the gene IDH3A, whose product is annotated as isocitrate dehydrogenase (NAD(+)) 3 catalytic subunit alpha. Gene Ontology annotation, cellular component: mitochondrion. Gene Ontology annotation, molecular function: NAD binding; magnesium ion binding; isocitrate dehydrogenase (NAD+) activity. Bases 52 to 1152 code for a protein of 366 amino acids. Lineage: Eukaryota; Metazoa; Chordata; Aves; Passeriformes; Passerellidae. The record is from RefSeq and is a predicted model, not a curated record. Gene Ontology annotation, biological process: isocitrate metabolic process; tricarboxylic acid cycle. The transcript is spliced from 11 exons.